Messenger RNA from Pelagomonas calceolata, 3654 nucleotides. The record is from the annotation of a GenBank genome assembly. Lineage: Eukaryota; Pelagophyceae; Pelagomonadales; Pelagomonadaceae.
ACGCUUACCGUCGCGCGGCGGCGUGCGGGAGCGGCGAGGCUCCGGUUUCGAGAGCUGCUCGCGCUAGCGGCGCGGCGUCGGCGUUUCGCGGUCGCGCUCGCCGCCGGCUCUCCCAGCAGGCCCUGCACAGAUUGUGCUCUCCCACAGUGGCAGCUUCACGCGUCGCCGCGAUAGCGAUUGUGCAGGUCGCUCGUGGACCGUUGGUGCUUUUGAACGGCGAGAGCGCUUACAGCUGUAACCGAGCGGGCAGUCCGAGGACGGUGAGCACCUCGACUCUGCUUGUUGCUCCAGCACGACUGCAAACGUGCUCACCACGCGCCGCACAGUGCGAAACGCGUAAAACCGGCUCGCAGGAGUCGAAAGAGGCCCGAAACGCAGGGAACUGUGCGAGUGCGUAGGCUGCCGCCGCGUCGCCGCCGCGCAAAUUGAGCAGCUCAUGCGCUCGGCAUUGGUGCUCAUGUACGCCUGCCUCGGCCGCGUGGCGGGCCUGACGGCGCGCGCCGCGGUGCGGCGGCGGCCGCACGUGUUGCGGGCGGUCGCCACCGAUGCUGACAUGGACAAAGCCUUACAAGCGAAGUCGCCCUUCCUCCGCGAGUUCGCCAGCCGCGGCUACCUCGCGCAGUGCACCGACAUUGAAGGGUUAGAUGAAAAACUCACGGAAGGCAGGGUCUCCGCUUACUUAGGCUUUGAUGCGACUGCCGACUCAUUACACGUCGGCUCGCUGCUCCAGAUCAUGAUCUUGAGAUUAUUGCAGAAGCACGGCCACCGGCCCGUCGUGCUCGUUGGGGGCGGCACGACGAAGGUCGGCGACCCGUCGGGCAAAGACGAGUCCCGCCAAUUGCUCGAUGAAGCUACAAUCCAAAGUAAUAUAGACGGCAUCUCUAGCGUCUUCGACAAAUUUAUUGAAUUUGGUACGGAUAAAGCGAUCCUGGUGAACAACGCUGAUUGGUUGGAUUCGCUGGGUUAUGUGGAGUUCCUGCGCACGGUGGGCGCGCAAGUGACGGUGAACCGCAUGUUAUCGUUUGAGAGCGUCAAGCAGCGGUUGGGGCGGGAGCAGCCCCUGUCUUUUCUCGAGUUCAACUACAUGCUGCUGCAGGCCUACGACUUCCUCGAGCUCUACCGGAGGGAGGGCGUCGAGCUCCAACUGGGCGGGUCGGACCAGUGGGGUAAUAUUGUCAGCGGCGUCGAGCUCACGCGCCGCGUCGAGCAGGGCAAGGUCAUCGGUCUGACGGCCCCGUUGUUGCAGACCGCCGACGGGCGCAAAAUGGGCAAGACGGCGGCAGGCGCGGUCUGGCUCUCGCCCGAGAAACUGAGUCCCUUCGACUACUGGCAGUUCUGGCGCAAUUCGGCGGACGCCGACGUGAUUCGAUUUAUGAAGCUGUUCACGGAGCUCGAGUUGAGCGAGAUCGAGGAGAUGGCGGGCCAACUCGCCACGGAAACAGGACCUACCUUUGUGAAUGCGCUGAAAAGACGCCUCGCGGACGAGUGCACUACUUUACUGCACGGUGCGGACUGUCUACCGGCGAUCCACGAGACGGCGGACUCGUUGUUCAAGAACAAGGGCGGGAACCUCGCAGAUUUGCCUCGCGUCGAGGUCGCCGAGGCUUCGAUUUCAGUGGUCGACGCCUUAAUCGCGGCCGAGUUCGCCAAGUCCAAGGGCGAAGCUAAACGUCUCAUCAAGGGCGGCGGCGCGCGCGUCGACGGCGUGAAGGUAGAGGACGUCGAGCAGGAGGUCGCGCUGGCCGGCGCCGAGGUGAAGCUCUCGUCGGGGAAGAAGAAGCACGCGCUGCUUGUUGGUGGGGGUAAGUAAGUGGGGUUAGUUGACACCUUCUUUUCGGCUAGCGGCGUGUAAGACACUAGGGACAAGCAUCGAUUUUAAACGCACAACUUUGACGCCGUGAACGGCGAGUUCACAGGACCUAAAAGCGCGCUAUAUAUUGAACAAAUCACUCACGCAAAACGAUGCAUUCGGUACUGGCGAAAGCGCGCCGCGAGGAGGCCGACAAGAACCGCGACCAGACGCGCGGCGGCGCGCGCGCGUCGCCGGAAAAAAAGCGCACGCGCAAGCAGACGAAGACCGAAGGCAUGGUUAACUCUCAAGAGCUGACGGAGGUCGACAUGGUCGACGGCGCGACGGCGUGGCACGGCCCAAAACCGCAGUAUGCUAAGACGCCGAAAGGAAAUAAAUUAAGGCCGGUCCGGGACGACACGAAGACGAGGUCCUACGUCGUCAUAGAGGCGCAGCGCCAGGGCGCGGCGCGCUACUUUGAGCUCACAGUCGCGAUCUGUUACGAGGGCAUGGACGAAAAAGAAAAAGCCAAGGCCCUCUUAGAAGCGUUCAAGCAGUGGAUUUACGGCGUCACGACGACCUACGCUCACGUUCUCUACACUCGCAUCACGUAGGUCGAAGAACGGCGCGCGGCGCGCGCGGCGCCGAAACGCGCUCCUGGACGUGGCCGCGCGGAUGAAAGAUGGCGAGUUCAAGUGGAAGGGCAUGGGGCACUGGAGAGCGGAGUGUGAGCGCGAGCAGGUCAUCCUCGACACGGAAGGCGACGUCACCAUGGUGCAGGCCCUCGACGAGGGUUUGAGGAAGUUAUGUAGGAAGAAGGGCUUCAAAUUGUUCGGCGCGAACGGCAAGCCCAUCCCCUUCGCGGACGCCGCCAAUGUCAUCCGCAACCCCAAAAAGGGGGCGCUCCACAUGGCCGACGACCGCUACGCCCAGGAGAACGAGGAAGUGAGCGCCCGCGUCUUUUUCCUGUUUCUUCGACUAUCCUGCUGACACGAGCAGGAGCCCGCAGGAGAGAGGCGGGCCGUCGCCCGUUUCGCACGAGAGUAAAUUUUUUUCGUUGAACUUGACAUUGAACUUGGAUUGGCACUCACAGGCGCGCGCGGCAUUCGGCGGGGCCCGCCGGAGCAUCCGCACGUGGCGGGACAAUUUCAAGGGCUACCUCAACGAGAAUUUCGGCUACGAGGGCUUCUUCGAGAAGAUGGCCCUCAACGCGUUCGACUACGGCCUCUCCGAGGACACCAUCAAGAACCUCGUCAAGCAUCGGUUUUUCCAAACCGACCACAUCCUCGGCACGAUCUGCGACGACCUCGAGAAUUUUUUUCUCAUGCCCGCCCCCCUCAACAAUCGCUUCGACUUCCAGACCCGGCAGAAUUUCAAAAAGAAAUACACCGGGUCCGCGUGGGCGAGCGUUCGUUUAUUUGUCAAGCAGGCGCUCGCGCUGCAGCGCAAGUUCGGCCGCUACUAAUUACUAAGUACUAGAACUUCUCUCUCUUUCUCGCACAUCGAGCGCUGAGCGGCAGGAUCCCUCCGCGGGCGCCGCCGAGUACGACGCGUGACGCCCGAAGUCCGCGCCCCCCAGGAUACCGUUGCGGUAAUCUGAGGGCCGCUCGGUCUGCCGUUGGCUGUGACGCGAGCGGUGUUAGUGAUCAUCGAGCACUUUAUGUAGACUCAGCACGCCGACGGCGUACAGAUCAGGCGACUCGACACCGUCGAAGAGCCAACAGCCGGCGCGGCGUCACCAUCUGCACGUGGCCAUCCGAUGCCGAAGCAGUGGGCAAAAAGCGUGGUAGGUCACACAGCAGCGCGACGCGUCCGUUGUAGUGCCGUGUCACGCUGGGCGCGACGCGGCUUUAAGCGACGAAACC